Helobdella robusta is the source of this 1176-nucleotide messenger RNA. RefSeq lists its product as hypothetical. The record is from RefSeq and is a predicted model, not a curated record. Bases 1 to 1176 code for a protein of 391 amino acids. Lineage: Eukaryota; Metazoa; Annelida; Clitellata; Rhynchobdellida; Glossiphoniidae. The transcript has 6 exons.
AUGGUAGAAGAAAUGAAAAAAUUAAAUGAUGUAAAUAAAACAAUCAUAUCUGAAGAGAAACAGUUUCAUAAAGAACUUGAAAAGGGUAAUUCAGAGAUUAUAGAAGAAAUGAAAAAAUUAAAUGACGUAAAUAAAAAAAUCAUAUCUGAAGUUGUUGCAAUUAGAGCCGCUAUUGAUGGAAAUGAAAGCAAACUUACGCAUAUAGAUAUAUCUGGUGCCAAGCUAUCUGGUGAGAUUGCUAGUUUGAAGUCUGAAUUAAAUAGGUCAUUUGCCAGUGUCGUUAGUGGUGAGAUGAAAAAAGGCGUUCAAUCAAUUAAUCAGGACGUGAAAAUUGUUCAAAAAAAGUUGCAGGAUGUCGUCGAUAAUAAGGAAAGAGAAGCUAAUAUAAUAAUGUUCAAUUUGAAGGAAGGAUCAGACGACAAUGCAAGAGUCUGCCAAAUAUUGGAUCAUUUGACUGAAGGGGUAUGCGGAGAAAAAAAUGUUCUGAAAAUGAUGAGAGCUGUACUUAAAAAGUUGCUCAAAGAAGCCAAGGAGGCGGAGGAGGGUUGCAAGCAAGGUUUUUUAUAUCGAGUGAUAGGAGAGGUGAAUGGUAUUCAUGGAUUGAUAUGUGAUGGGCUUGAUAUCUUGGUGCUUACUGAGACUUGGCAUGUGGUUGGUAAUAAUUCAGUUCGGUUGGCUAUGCCACCUGGGUUCUGGUAUGUUGACUAUGUUAGGCAGCACGAUCCAGGUCAUGGUGGCUUAAUUGUAUAUUUCCGUAAAGAUUUUGGAUAUAAAAAUCAUGUACAUGAACCAACUCACGAGCAAGGUGGUAUUCUUGAUCUGGUUAUUAGUUCAAGCAAUUUUCCGAUUUUGGGAGUUGAAAUAUUUCCAAGUGGAAUGUUUUCAGAUCAUGGUUUUGUAAAGCGCUCCUCAAUGAAUUUUGAAAACAGAUGGGUCUUGAGAUCCGCUCUGAACUUCGCAAGUGAUGGAGAAAUAGUUAGAGAAGUAGGUAGAGAGUUCCAGAGAUAUGGCCCAGAAAAAGCAAAAGCAGAUUUGGCAAAAGAGUGUUUAACACGAGUUAAGAAAAAGCGAGAAGAAGAAGACGAUCGUAAACCGGGGCGUUUAGAAGGAUUAAGUUUAAGACACAUAGAAUCAGACCAAGCGAUAAUCAAAGAAAGACAUAGAGAUAAAUUAUGA